Messenger RNA from Doryrhamphus excisus (bluestripe pipefish), 2430 nucleotides. Its product is annotated as kelch domain-containing protein 10-like. Gene Ontology annotation, biological process: positive regulation of stress-activated MAPK cascade. Gene Ontology annotation, molecular function: protein binding. Lineage: Eukaryota; Metazoa; Chordata; Actinopteri; Syngnathiformes; Syngnathidae. The record is from RefSeq and is a predicted model, not a curated record.
UGACCGUGGUGCGCCAGUGGCAGCAACAACAGCAGCAGCAGGACGAGUCAGCUGUGUUGCUAGUUAAAUUAUGCCUUUCCUUCUAAUGUGCCACGAAGUAUAAUUGAAUCGGAAUUGGACGUGAAGCCUCCCUGUACUGCCUCGUUCAAAAUGUCGUCGACAUUUACACUACACGACGAAACAUCCAGUCAGCUUAAUAAGUUUGAGAAACUAUCAUGGUGGCCCUCCAGUCGAGAUUCAGGUUUCAAAAAGCGGGCACGCUGGCUCCAGGCGAGGCGCAUCUUUUCUCAGGCAUCCCCCAACCUGCGCAUUCCUAACAGGUUUCUAAGAGAAGGGCCGUGUGUGCCCUCAGCUCGCAGUGGACACCGCUGUGUGGCGGACAGCACCAACCUUUAUGUGUUUGGAGGCUACAACCCGGACUUUGAGGAGGCGGGUGGGGCGGAAAAUGAAGACUACCCACUCUUCAGGGAACUUUGGAGGUUUCAUUUUGCCACAGCAACCUGGCACCGCGUUCAGACGGAGGGUUACAUUCCUACAGAACUCGCUUCCAUGUCUGCUGUAUUCCAUGGCAACAACCUGCUCGUGUUUGGCGGCACUGGGAUUCCUUUCGGUGAAAACAACGGCAACGACGUCCACGUUUGCAACGUUCAGUACAAACAAUGGAACCUGCUCCCCUACCGAGGGACGAAGCCCAACAAGAUCUACGGCCAGGCAAUGGUCAUCCUAAAUGGCUACCUGUAUGUUUUUGGAGGGACAACAGGUUACCUUUACAGUACCGACCUGCACAGGCUGGACCUCACAACCAAAGAAUGGAUCCACCUCAAGCCCAACAAUGCCCCCACAGAUCUCCCUGAGGAGAGGUACAGACAUGAACUCGCUCAUGAUGGAAAGCGGAUAUACAUAUUAGGAGGCGGGACUUCCUGGUCAUCAUAUCGCUUGGACAAGAUUCAUGCAUAUAACUUGGAGACAAACUACUGGGAGGAAAUAGUCACCAAACCCCAUGAAAAACUAGGAUAUCCAGCUGCCCGUCGCUGCCACAGCUGUGUGCAGGUCCAAAAUGAGGUGUUUAUAUGUGGCGGCUACGACGGUCAGCUGAUCAUGCCCGAUUUAUGGAAGCUCAACCUUCGCACUUUCCAGUGGACCAAGCUACCCACCAUCAUGCCAGAGCCUGCCUACUUCCACUGCGCUGCCGUGACGCCGGCGGGGUGCAUGUAUGUCCACGGCGGCGUGGUCAACAUGUCUGGCAAUCGAAGGACGGGCUCGUUGUACAAAGUGUGGCUGGUGGUGCCCAGUCUGCUGGAACUGGCCUGGGAAAGACUGCUGAAGAUGCAGCCUCACUUGGCACAGCUCUCCACGCUGCAGCUGCUCAACAUGGGACUAACACACACACUCAUUGAGCGACUGAAGUAGGUGGAGCUCAAACCUCGGCCUGUUAUGUGAUUGGUCAGCCUUGCAUGGAUAUUGGACUUGCAGAUCGCCUUCAAGAACUAGUCUCAUUUUGUGAAUGUGUUUUCGUUCGACAUCUGUGUAGUGUCUCACGCUGAGAUGAGCCGUUUUUGGAUUGUUUUUUUUUUUAAUCUAAAAAAAACAAAACAGGCUGAGUGUGCCCGUACAGCCUUGUAUGAUACCAUUUUUAUGGCCUCACGACUCGUUUGCAUUGAACAAAUUGACUUUGUGUUUAAUGUUGCAGUAACAAAAAACAAAAACCAAACAAAAACAUGAAGUCAUGUAAGUGACGCAAGAAAAAACCCAAACCCUCAACGAUAUUUAAAUGUUUUGGUGUAUUGCAUGCCAUCACUGUGACUUUUCCAGUGCCUCGUCUUAUAGCUGUAUUUUACACCAUAAAUUAUAAAAGAAUACAGUGUAGCUUCACACCAGUCCUUCAUUUUUUUAAUUGGUGCCUUUUUUUAAAUGCUGUAAAUCCACCCUGAACUGUGUCCAUUUUAAUGAUUUACUUGGUGCUGGAAGCCAGUCAGAAGGUUUUCUUGAGUUGUUUUAAUCACUGUGCUGCUGCUGUUUUUACUUUGAAUUGACACUUUUUGAGUGUUUUUUUUUUUUUUACCAUACCCAAUUUUCUUCUCACUUCCGUGUCUGAACGCCACAAUGUGUACACAGGAUUUUAUUAUUUAUAUUUUUUGUGGCAUUGUACUUUUUUUUUUUAAGCAGCAAAAAUGUAUUUUUUGAAAAGCACACAGUAUCUUGUGUAAUUAAACAGAGUCCAUUUUCACAUUGACACUUUACAGCAAGUCUCCUUAAAUGGGAUGGUAUGUUCCGACUAGGCCUUGCUUGAGAUAGAUGAUUAUAUUUGUGAAAUGAUCUCUCCUGCAUGUCGCUGCAUUGUACGUGAACGUCUCCUCACACAUUUGAUGAUGUACAUUUUUUUUUUUAUUCCUGUCUGUGCAAUAAAACUCAGCCAGACAUUUUUUUCCA